Molecule: messenger RNA, 6500 nt
Organism: Rattus norvegicus (Norway rat)
Lineage: Eukaryota; Metazoa; Chordata; Mammalia; Rodentia; Muridae
Source: RefSeq, a predicted model, not a curated record
UGGGGGAGGGGCUGGGACUCUGAGCUGGCACUUCGUCAGGGUGCCCUUGAGUCCUCCCAGAAGACCUUUGGGGCAGGUGCCAGUGCUACCCUUCCACAGAGAGCAGCAAGAGUAGGUACAGCAGGCAGACCACACCCCUGCUAAUGAGCUAUGGGGGAAGCUAUCGGCUCAGAAAAACCCUUGUUUCCUGCUCCACCCUAACCUGGUGAUGUGUGGUGGAAGGCUCUACGGUAAGUACAUAACCUAGACCUGCUGGCCCAGGUGGCCCAGGUUCUAGGAAUGACUCCGCAGAACUCAGGACAUGCGAGGGUGAAAAUGUCACAGAUGAGGAAAUGCCAAGCUCCGAGAGCCAAGAUUGCUGGUGUCCAGUCUGGUCCGGUCCCACGCAGAUUCCCUCUCCCCUACCACUCCUGAACUUGAACUCCACCCCAUCCCUACCCCCUUCUACCUGCUUCCUGGAUUCCUCAUGAGUUUCUGAUUUUUGCCAACGUUCCCCUGCAAAUCUCCAGGCUGACUGGACUCAUCUAUGGGGGUUGUCACUGGAGACAAAGCAAGUGUCCCAGCAUAGGUAGAGUUUGGACAGCUGCCUCUAGCAGGAUCCCCAAAUAUUCAGGGAGAUGCCUCAACAAUGCCAAACAAGAGAACUCCACAUAGUGCCACCACAUGGUCACUAAAGGCAGCCCUGACCAGUCCCUGGGCCUCCUUCUCUACCUCCCCCACCUUCCAGGCAAAGGCUCCCUCCUGCUUGCCGGCUGUCUCACAGGCCCUGCAUAGCUCACUCCAGCUCUGUCCCCAGGGUAACCUGGAGGAAUAAGGGGCCUGCCCAGAGUCCCCAGGAGCCCUCUCUGCCCUGUCUGGUGAGGAUGAGACAUCCUGGGUGGAAUGACAGAGGUCAAUGAGCUGGAAGAGGGAGUCACUCCCGCCCCACCCCAUGGGAGUCUGCUGGGCUGCAGACCAGGUACCCUUAGGCUCUGCCUCCUGGUGCUCAGGCCCCAAGCACAUCACAGCUCCUUUUAGGGAAAGGCGUGCAGGGCAGUGGAGUCCAGGGCUUUCCCUAAGUAGCCAGAUAUUUUCCCAUUUAAGACUGUGUGGAAGUCCACGAAGCAGAGUAGCCAGCUCCGUGGGUCCUCAGAGGAGUGUGCCUCCCUUACGUCUUACAGAAUCCAGGACUCAUGAGAGUGCAUGUCCUCAGUAGUUCCCGCCUUCCCGCCCCCUGGCAUAUGAGAGAAGGCCCAGGACUGGGGUAGGGGUGGUACUAGGCACAUUCGUGCACACUCACAUGCCAGCAAGACACGCACAUACACAGAAACAAGUCUAAUGCAUCUGCUCCAGGCUCCAGCCUUUCUUCUAACCACUGCUUGGCUGGAUCCCUGUUUUUGCCACUGUUCAAACAAGUACUUCCUGUUUCCAUUUUCAAACCUUCUAUGUCCCCUGACAGGUACAAUCGGUCGAGGCCAGGUUCUGUAAGGCCCGGGUGCCAGGGCAGCCUGCAGUGUGGUUCUCCAACUUAGCUUAACAGCAAGAACUGUGCCAGCAUCUCGAUACAUGUCCAAUUCUGGUUUUAACUGGUCCUGGAUGGGGCCACACGUGUUAGAUGGAGGACCGGGUGUGAGCUGUAUCAGUGAACCUUAUAUAAAAAGCCACAAAGACGAGGCCCCUGAAGAAAAGGAGCCGACUGGUGCUGCCAGACCUUGCUCUCCCACCAUGUAGACCCCUUCCUGAGGGAUGAAGAUGGGUAUACGGCGAUAGACCUAGCAGAGUAUCAUGGACACCAGGAUUGUGCCCAGUUCCUGCGGGAAAUGUCUCGGCCGCCCAAGGCAGUGACCAUGAUGAAUUUCAUCAGUGGUACCCACCCUUCAGGAAGAUGACCUACCAUGUUCAGGUGCCAGUUCUGAUGACACCCCCACCCCCACCAUUCCCACCUCCUCCACUGCUGGCUGCAGGACUCCCCCUGGAAGAAGAAAGAAGAGGGGACUCGGGACUCAGGAGCCCCUCUUCCUGGCCUGCUCAGCCUGUCCCAAGGGAACCAAUGGCCUGUACAGCCCCUCUGAGUGUCACCUCCUCAGCUGCCCUUCAGGGGGCUGAGGUGGAACCCCUAGACUCCCAUGAUGGCCUGACCACUCUGCAGCUGGAUCGGUUGCCUUCAGGAGACCUUGACAUGCUGGUGCCCACCCAGGAUGAGCGAGGCCGGCCCAUCCCUGAGUGGAAGCGGCAGGUGAUGGUGCGGAAGCUGCAGGCUCGCCUGGGUGCAGAUCAUCCUCCAGAAGAUCAGGACCAGAGUCAAAGGCAGGACUCAGGCCCCACCCCUGCAGAACAGGCAACUUGGAGGUAUUCGCAGACUCACCAGGCCAUCCUGGGCCCCUUCGGGGAGCUGCUGACAGAAGAUGACCUUGUCUACCUGGAGAAACAGAUCAACGACCUGCAGCUCCGGCGCCGAUGCCAGGAGUAUGAGAGCGAGCUGGGCCGGCUGGCAGCUCAGCUGCAGGCCCUCCUGCCCGAGCCCCUGGUCAGCAUCACCGUCAAUAGCCACUUUCUGCCCCGGGCUCCCGGCCUGGAUGACGAGGAAGGUCCAGCCCUGGCGCCUGAACUCGAAGCCUCCGAGGAGCCCGGGAAGGCGGAGCCCAGAGGGCAGCCACUGCCCUUCUGGUGCAGCCACAUCGGUCGCCUGGUGCGCAGCAUGUCCCUGCUGCUGAAGGGCAUGAAUGGGCUGGCACAGGGCGAGGAGAAGCCGCCCGCCUCGGUCCCUCAGGACCCAAGCAAGGAGACCAUGGCCGGCCCCUCUCGGAGCGAGGCCCAGCGCGAGAUCCAGGAGUGCGGAGUGUCAGUUCGAACUUUGCGGGGGAAUUUCGAGUUUGCCCCAGAUCUGCCCUGCGCCUCGAACUCGGGUCCCUGUGAGCUGGGGGCGCGGCCGGGCCAGUGUCUGAGAGGCUGCUGGUCGGCGCCGCCACAGCCCCGAGGUGAGCCGAUGGGAAGGGAGCCCCGGCCAGGCGACACGGAGGAGGCCAGCGACUCGGGCAUCAGUUGUGAGGAGGCCCCGUCAGAGGCCGGCGCCGGUCCGGGACUGGACCUGGCCAACCUGCGCAAGGAACGCAUCGUCAUGCUUUUCCUCGGCCAUUGGAAGAAGUCGGCCUACACACCGGCGCUCAGGACCGCCGCCUGCAGGACCCUGGAGGCUCAACGUGCACGAUCCAGGGGCCCCGAGGCCGCGAGUAGCCCCCGGCCGCUCUCCCCGCAGCCCAGCGACAGUCCCAGGCUCGGCCACCUGUGGCAGCAGCGUGGCAUCAUCACCCACCUGCUGGGCACCUGGAAAGCCAUCAUGGCGCACGUGCCGGCCCGGCAGCUGCGGAGGCUGAGCCGCAGGGCGCGCGGGCCCCUGUCCCCCGAGCAGUUCUUGCCUCACGUGGACGGGGCACCCGUGCCCUACAACAGCCUCUCGCUGGACCUCUUCAUGCUCGGCUACUUUCAGCUCCUGGAGUGCGACCUGCCAGCCGAGGAGCGCAAGAUGCGGCACUUGCUAUGCUUUGAGGUUUUCGAGCACCUAGGCGCACACGGCUGGGAGGCCGUGCGAGCCUUCCAUAAAGCAGUGACCGACGAGGUGGCCGCGGGCCGCCGUGCCUGGACCGACGGUUUUGAGGACAUCAAAGCCCGCUUUUUCGGCUCCAGCCAGGGUCCCCCCUGGGACGUGGAACCGGGUCGCAAGCUGGGCCUGACACCUCUCGGUUCCUUGCCCCAUGCUGCCCUCCCUGGCAGCGGCCCCGAACCUGCAUCCCCGAGGCUGGGGUCUAAUUCUCAGCAGGGCAGCUUCAACAGCGGGGACAUCUGUGGCUACAUCGACCGCAGCUUCGCCUUCUGGAAGGAAAAAGAAGCUGAGAUGUUUAAUUUUGGAGAAUGACUGUUCACCUGGUGGGAUAGGACUCUGGGGGAAGUUUGGGGUUCCUUUGUUCAUUCUUUAUGCUCCCUGGGGUUCAGGUGAAGUGGGCACAGUGAUGGUUGACUCCUGUUUGUCUUCGUGGAGAUCGGAAGCCAUGUCCCGCAGAAGUCUCUUAAGCCAUGGUGUCCAUCUCUUCUGAGCAGUGAUUGGGGUCAAAUCCUCACUUGGGAGCACAGCCCCCAGGCCCUCAAGUGGUCAUAUGGGUCUGAGGGUCCUGCAGCCAAGGAGCUGGUGUCCUAGCACCAGGGCCCUCUUGCCAGUCAUGUUUCCAGCAGUCACGUGGAAGUCUGCAUCUUUGGUUUCAAUGGCUCGGGUGGUCUCAGCUCCACCACCACCCUCUCUAUACCUCCCUUUGGGCCUCAGCCCUGGGCUUGCCUCUAGUGUUUGUUUGUUUGUUUGUUUGUUUGUUUGUUUGUUUGUUUGUUUGUUUCUGGCAACCUCCUAUCUCUAAAACCAGAGGGAGUGUGUCUAGCGUGAACAAUCUCCCUGACAGAAGGGCUUCUGUGGAGGAGACCCUAAAGCCCCAGCAGACAAGUGGUCCUGCCCUGAUUUUCCUGCUUGGCAGUCAUAACUGCUAUUGUCAUUCUAGCAACAUCUCUCCUCUGGCACUGCCUGGCCCCUGGGGGAAGGCUAGGAGGGCCCUAAGAGCAGGGACACCAAGAAUAUCCAUCCACGGGGGGGUGAGGAGUUCUUCCAAUACAAAGGUUGGUACCUUCUGAAGGGAAACUGGCCUUCUGUAGCUGGGAACAGCUUACAGCAAAGGAAGAACAUAGCAGGGGUGGUCAUGUGGCCUUUUGGGUUUCACCUUCCCAUGCCUUGGAGAUUCCAGGUACCAUAGAGAACCACAGCAACUAGGUGCUAGAGAGGGAGCCCUCCAGGUGGCUGACUGUAAGAUGGGGCUCGAUUACAGCUUCUGGUGACAGGCAGAAGGAUGAGUCACCACCCACCUCAUGGGGCCCAGGAGAACUGGCCUGGAACCCCCGGAGGACUUUGGGGUAGUGACCUUUUGAGGAGACUACAAUUGGUAUGGAACAGGGGUCGGCAGUCCAGUCUCUUGGGGCAGUCAUUCACAAUGGGGCCCGGCCAUGUCCAAGAGUCUCCUACAGUGUCCCCGAAUCACCACUGGGGGGAGCAGGAAGCCCUAACCUUGGGCUCUUGGAUGGUAGUAGAAAGGCUGUUGGCUGGAUGGAGCAGAGCCUCACAGACAAGUCUAGGAAGGGGUCCCAUGGAUAGGGACCUCCAGGGAGAUAAAGUUGGCAUGGGGCAUGGAUUUUGGUGCUGGAAAAGCCACAAAAGGCAGUGGUAUAGGUCCUGACUCCAAGUUGUCUCCCUCCCUUGCCCACCCUGGGACCUGCUCUGAGGUGACAGGGUGAAUCCUCCUACUUGGCCCUUGGCUUCCUCUGUUUUUAGAGUCUCUUCAGAAGCUGACGCUGGCUGUGUGUUUGCUAAAUAAAAUUGCUGUCCCUGGCCGGCGAGCAUGUGCUUAUCACUCUGCCCCCUGGGAAAGGUGCCUGUGUUCACAGAGCCUGACCUCUUGAAUGGACACUCAGACCCCAGUGGCUCAGUGCAGCUGUAACACCAAAGCAAGUUGUCACACCUACAAAGGACCUAGAUUCCUCCCUACAUCAUGGCCACAGGGAUGUGGUGCUGAUGCUGGCUUGCUCAUUCUAGGUCCUGGUAGGUGAGGGGUUCUGUCCAGAGCCUCACCAUUGGCUCGGAUGCUCGAGAGCUUGUAGCACUUCCAGAAGUAGACACUAGUAGGCAGGGCGCCUUCAGGGUAGUGACUGUCAUCUCUUUAGAGUGUAACAAAGAAGGAUCCUGUGUUGCAGUUGGGAGGGCAGCAGUCACAGAGCCUAGUCUUGAGUCUCCUAGGUAAGAAGUGGGCAUGCCCAGUCCUCAUAGCCUUUGGCUCUCAGUUUCACCAGUGAAAGGUCAAACCCAGACUCUCAGGGACACGUAACAAGAUCUGGAGGACCUGGAGUGAGGUAUGAUGCUAGGCGAGGGAGACAGUAGGGGUUCAAACCUAGGUUUGUGGCCCAAAUGGAAGGCAACCCUCUUCUGCAGACAUGUCACAUCUACAGGAAGCUACCUUAAGGUUCUGGUGCCCUGGCCUGGGUGAGGACAGGUAGCUAAUUUUUAAAGACAUUCUGGGUCAUUCUGAUGCCUUAUCCAGCAGGCCAGGAGACCAUGGCACUCUUGCAGCUGGCCUGGAACCCCCAGGGGACUUUGGGGUAGUGACCUUUUGAGGAGACUACAAUUGGUAUGUGACAGAGAUCUUCAGUCCAGUCUCUUGGGGCAGAGUCAUACACAAUGGGGCCAGGUGCCCCUUGUAGUCAGAGGCUAGCCCCUCAAGGCCAUACUCACAGUUGGACACAUAAACCUGUUGUCCUGCUGGCAAAGCUUCACUGAGGACCCAGAACCCCUUCAUAAACGUCCUGGAGGUUGAGGUCCCAGAACAAGGCUUCCAGACGAGUUUGGGCCCUCCCGUUCACUUGUAAAAUGUGUGCAAAAUGAAUACGCAGAGAAACAGAAAACAUGCCAAGAUUAAUAAACUAAUGCUACUCCCAGA